Colletotrichum orchidophilum is the source of this 1392-nucleotide messenger RNA. RefSeq lists its product as uncharacterized. The transcript is spliced from 12 exons. NCBI's taxonomy places the organism in Eukaryota, Fungi, Ascomycota, Sordariomycetes, Glomerellales, Glomerellaceae. The record is from RefSeq and is a predicted model, not a curated record. The coding region runs from base 1 to 1392 and encodes 463 amino acids.
AUGGUUCUCUUGAACCUUGUCGCUCUCUUUUCUCUCGCCGUGAGCGCGUCACCGGUCGCCUCAGUCUCCCGGGAUGCGACCGAGGUGCUCUGGAAACGUAAUACCACCGUUGCCAGUUGUUCCUUCUAUUCCGAAGAUGGCAUUCAGCCCGGAUGUUGGGAGACUCUUGAAAUGAACAAACACCUCAACGACUGGUGGUCCAAGAACUCUGCCAGAUGUAAGGCGGCAAACAAGGGAUUCGGUGCAUGUUAUCUCGACACGGCUGGUUACAUAACCUGGAGUUGUGACUUCAUUGCCCUCAAUGGAUGCACUCCGCCUCCGAGUGGCCGCACCGCCGCCUAUGCUUCCUACCAGGAAUUCUAUGUCUUUUGGAAUAUUUACUCGAUUAACCUUUUCUUUACCAACUACCACCAAGCUCUGAUAGGUGGCCAAGCUACUGCUAUUGGAGCGGUCGCCGAAAUCGUGAAGACGGUUUCGCCACCUAGAGCCAGGAACCCCAAUACGCCCAAGUUCGGACCGAUCUAUGCUGUGGCACUGGGACAGUUUGCUGCUCUCGGCCCUCUGCUUGGCAGCUCUGUCGGUGCUAGCAUGGUAUUUACCUCUAUUGCCGGAACCUUGGGUGGUGGAACUGGUCUUUUCAACAUUCUCUUCCCAUCCAAGGAGGUACAGGAAGUUCCGUGGGAGGGUCUUUCAGCUGCUCUCUCAGAAAACGUCAACGAAUACCAAAAGAACGUAGGCGAGGCAUUGACCAAGAUUCAAACCGAUUUCGAUACAUUCUAUUCAAUGGUUUCCAACGGCGGUUUCAGUCAGAAAAUGAGCACCAGUCUGCCUCAGAGCACCGAUUUCAUGUAUCACGAUCUCCUCAAGUGGACUUUCAAUCAGGCGCUGCAGCAAGCAGACUACUUUGCUGUCAAGAACCCUGGGAUUGAUCCUCGGAAGAUUCCCAUUGACCCGUAUGACUGCUCCAAACUCGAUAAAUCCAACUGUUGCGGCCCGAUCUGGUACGAUGGCAAGGACUCCUAUGGCCUUGCGAGAGCAAAUGACAUUGGCAUGGACCAAAUGAAGACGAUCCUGGAUGCAGCAUUCGCCAAGAACUGGACUACCCCUCAUGAGCUCUAUAUUGACGCUCAAUCAUGCCAAGGCAAGAACGGCUCAGAGGCAUUUGAUGUGAAGGAUCUGACACUGAGUUGCGUCUCGAACCUCCCCGUCUGCGAGUUCAACUUCGACUAUAAUCCGUUCCAGUUGAUGAUUGACCGCUCCAACCCACCGGAGUUCAAAAACUGCCCUAAUCAGGAUGGCUACGGCACGCCUCCCUACUGGAGUACCGAUGCUGGAGUUCCUCUCACGUAUCUUGGCCCCUAUUUGGUACGUGCUUCGUGCAGAAAUUGUUAA